This is a messenger RNA of Cheilinus undulatus (humphead wrasse), 1443 nucleotides long. RefSeq names its product 5-hydroxytryptamine receptor 3A-like. Gene Ontology annotation, biological process: regulation of membrane potential; monoatomic ion transmembrane transport; signal transduction. The record is from RefSeq and is a predicted model, not a curated record. Lineage: Eukaryota; Metazoa; Chordata; Actinopteri; Labriformes; Labridae. The transcript has 11 exons. Gene Ontology annotation, cellular component: neuron projection; membrane; synapse. Gene Ontology annotation, molecular function: extracellular ligand-gated monoatomic ion channel activity; neurotransmitter receptor activity; transmembrane signaling receptor activity. Bases 1 to 1443 code for a protein of 480 amino acids.
AUGAAGAUCCACGCAGGGGUACUACUCCUGAUGCUGCAGCUGUUUGAUGAGCUGCAGGCAGUCAUUUGGGUCGGCACCUGGAUCCUGACCUCUCGUCAGGAGGACUCUCACAUACCUGCACUGUUAAGGGUGCUGGCUUGGCUUGCUGCCUUGUCUGAGGUGAGGCGCCCUGGGGCUCUUAACCUUCUGAGUGAGGAGGCUGAAGCAUUGGGAAUGCCUAACAGAGAUCCAAGCAUUUGGGGUAGACUUGGAUGCUGCUGUCAGAUCUGUGUGAAUGAUGGGGCGUCUUCUCAAUGCAGCUAUCGAGAUGUUAUAAAGCAUCUGAACUUGACCAGAAACAAAGACCUUUCGACCAUGGUGCAGCCUCUCAAAGACUCUAGAAAUACCACAGUUAUUUACCUUGAUGUAAUGCUCUAUGCAAUUCUGGAUAUGAAAGAGAAGGAACAGCAGUUUGUUGGUUACUUUUGGGUUGAUAUGUCUUGGUUUGAUGAUUAUAUUUCAUGGGAUCCUGAUGAAUUCUGUAAUAUCACAGAAACUUAUGUUCCGACUAAAGCAGUGUGGACACCAGAUGUGACGAUUGAAGAGAUGACAGAGAAGGAUAAGGCUGCUCAGAGCCCGUAUCUUGCCAUUUUGUACGAUGGUAGAGUCUGGUUGAGGAAUGACAUGGUGGUUGUCAGCAGCUGCAGGAUAAGACCAAACAAAUUUCCCUUCGACACUCAGAAAUGCAACCUUUCCUUUAAGUCUGUCAUACACUCUGAUAAACACCUAAAGUUUGAGCAGAUCAGUUCCUCUAAAGACAUCAGUGAGUGGUCUCUUGAGAUGAUGAAGACCCAGUCAGAGUGGCUGUUCAAAAACAUGUCGUACUCGUACGACACUGUUGACAAUUUUGGUGUCAACCAAAGCAUGGUCAUCUACACUAUCACCAUGAGGAGACGCUCUGUCCUCUACAUUGUCAACUUCAUACUGCCCGUCCUGUUGUUCUUGUGUCUGGACUUGGCCUCCUUCCUGAUCUCAGACAGUGGAGGAGAGAAGCUCAGCUUCAAGGUCACUGUGCUGCUUGCUGUCACAGUGAUGCAGCUCCUUCUGAAUGAAAUCCUGCCAUCCUCUUCAAACAGGAUCCCACUCAUAGCGAUCUACUGUAUUGGGAUAUUUGGUUUGAUGUUGCUGAGCCUCCUGGAGACGAUCUUGGUGAUGUAUCUGAUGGAGAAGGAUUCUGCAUCCCAAGAGGGCAGGUCAGAUAAAGACCGAAGUCUGAGUGAGGACUGUGAGGACAAACCAUGUAAAGGCAAAUUCCAUAACUGUUUAAGAGAUAUGAAACUGAAAUCCUGUGUGUCUGCUUGGGGCAUGUCUUCAGGAGAAACAUCAUCUGAACUGCUGCAGGUUGCAAAAGAGGUCAGAAUUACAGCCAAACAUUUUUGCUUAUACAUUUCAUCUAAUCUGUAG